Molecule: messenger RNA, 3827 nt
Organism: Ceratotherium simum simum (southern white rhinoceros)
Lineage: Eukaryota; Metazoa; Chordata; Mammalia; Perissodactyla; Rhinocerotidae
Gene: LARGE1
Product: LARGE xylosyl- and glucuronyltransferase 1
Biological process (GO): protein O-linked glycosylation via mannose
Cellular component (GO): Golgi apparatus
Molecular function (GO): xylosyltransferase activity; glucuronosyltransferase activity
Source: RefSeq, a predicted model, not a curated record
UAAUCGCGGCUGCCGGGGCGGCCAAUUCCAUGCCCUCCUCAAGGGCCAGCCUCCCUGUUGCAGGGCAGAGAAACUAUUAUGAGGGAGGCCGAGGACUCCAUGCUCCGGGCAGAGAAACGGCGCUGGGAUUAGGGAUUGCCACUUCCGAGAGGAUGCUGGGAAUCUGCAGAGGGAGACGGAAAUUCCUGGCUGCCUUGUUGACUCUUCUCUGCAUCCCAGCCAUCACCUGGCUUUACCUGUUUGCCGGGAGCUUUGAAGAUGGGAAGCCCGUGUCCCUGUCUCCGCCGGAGUCCCAGCCGCACAGCCCCCGGUACACGGCCUCCAGCCAGCGGGAGCGCGAGAGCCUGGAGGUGCGCGUGCGCGAGGUGGAGGAGGAGAACCGCGCCCUCCGCAGGCAGCUCAGCCUGGCCCAGGGCCGGGCCCCCGCCCAUCGCCGCGGCAACCACUCCAGGACCUACUCCAUGGAGGAGGGGACCGGGGACAGCGAGAGCCUGCGCGCUGGCAUCGUGGCGGGCAACAGCUCCGAGUGUGGGCAGCAGCCGGUCGUGGAGAAGUGCGAGACAAUCCACGUUGCUAUCGUGUGUGCCGGAUAUAAUGCAAGCCGGGAUGUCGUCACCUUGGUCAAGUCUGUUCUGUUUCACAGGCGGAACCCUCUGCACCUCCACCUCAUUGCCGACUCCAUCGCAGAGCAGAUCCUGGCGAUGCUCUUCCGGACCUGGAUGGUGCCCGCCGUGCGUGUAGACUUCUACAACGCAGAUGAGCUCAAGUCUGAAGUUUCCUGGAUCCCCAACAAACAUUACUCUGGAAUUUAUGGUCUGAUGAAGCUCGUCCUGACCAAGACUCUUCCUGCCAACCUGGAGAGGGUCAUCGUCCUUGACACAGAUAUCACAUUUGCAACCGACAUUGCAGAGCUGUGGGCUGUGUUCCACAAGUUCAAAGGUCAGCAGGUCCUGGGCUUGGUAGAGAACCAGAGUGACUGGUACCUUGGGAACCUGUGGAAAAAUCACCGCCCUUGGCCUGCCCUUGGAAGGGGCUACAACACAGGGGUGAUCCUGCUGCUUCUGGAUAAGCUGCGGAAGAUGAAAUGGGAGCAGAUGUGGAGGCUGACCGCGGAGAGGGAGCUGAUGGGGAUGCUCUCCACAUCCUUAGCCGACCAGGAUAUUUUCAACGCUGUCAUCAAACAGAACCCUUUCCUCGUGUAUCAGCUCCCCUGUUUCUGGAAUGUUCAGCUGUCAGACCACACCCGCUCCGAGCAGUGCUACAGAGACGUGUCUGAUCUGAAGGUCAUCCACUGGAACUCCCCCAAGAAGCUCCGAGUGAAGAACAAGCACGUGGAGUUUUUCCGCAACCUCUACCUGACCUUCCUGGAGUAUGACGGGAACCUCCUGAGGCGGGAGCUGUUCGGCUGCCCCAGUGAAGCUGAUGUCAACAGCGAAAACCUCCAGAAGCAGCUCUCUGAGCUGGAUGAGGACGACCUGUGUUAUGAGUUCCGGCGAGAGCGGUUCACCGUCCACCGAACCCACCUGUACUUCUUGCACUAUGAGUAUGAGCCCGCCUCGGACAACACGGACGUCACCCUGGUCGCUCAGCUCUCCAUGGACAGGCUCCAGAUGCUCGAGGCCAUCUGCAAGCACUGGGAGGGGCCCAUCAGCCUGGCCCUCUACCUGUCGGACGCCGAGGCCCAACAGUUCCUCCGCUAUGCACAGGGCUCCGAGGUGCUCAUGAGCCGCCACAACGUGGCCUACCACAUCGUGUACAAGGAGGGCCAGUUCUACCCUGUGAACCUGCUGCGCAACGUGGCCAUGAAGCAUGUUGGCACGCCCUACAUGUUCCUGUCUGACAUCGACUUCCUGCCCAUGUACGGGCUCUAUGAGUACCUCAGGAAGUCUGUCAUCCAGCUUGACCUCGCCAACACCAAGAAAGCGAUGAUCGUCCCCGCCUUCGAGACGCUGCGCUACCGGCUCUCGUUCCCCAAGUCAAAAGCGGAGUUGCUGUCAAUGCUGGACAUGGGGACUCUCUUCACAUUCAGGUACCAUGUCUGGACGAAAGGCCACGCACCCACAAACUUCGCCAAGUGGCGGACCGCCACCACGCCUUACCGGGUUGAGUGGGAGGCUGAUUUUGAGCCAUACGUCGUUGUGAGACGGGACUGCCCUGAGUAUGACCGGAGGUUUGUGGGCUUUGGCUGGAACAAGGUGGCUCAUAUCAUGGAACUGGAUGCACAGGAAUAUGAAUUCAUCGUGCUCCCCAACGCCUACAUGAUCCAUAUGCCUCAUGCCCCCAGCUUCGACAUCACCAAGUUCCGGUCCAACAAGCAAUACCGCAUCUGUCUCAAAACCCUGAAAGAGGAGUUUCAGCAGGACAUGUCCCGCCGCUAUGGCUUUGCCGCCCUCAAGUAUCUCACGGCCGAGAACAACAGCUAGCACCAAGAAGCCCACGGCUAGGGGGAGACAUUCUCAAAGGGGAGAGCCACUUGCUGUUGGGGGCCCAGCCUUCAAACUCAAAAUUGAGCACUGCUUUUUUGGUUUGUUUUUAUCUGUUUCUUUGGCCCAACAGAGCUGCCCUAUUACAGAGAUCUGGGACAAGGAUCUAACCAGCCCCUCUCUGCUCCACGACCUGGCAUCCCCAGGGUGUGGAAAAAUUGCUCAUCUACACAGUCUCUUCAAGAAUGGGACAUUCUUGGAGGAGUAAGAGCAAGCAAAGGGGUUGGCCCACCACAAAGCCACACAACCAAGCCGGGCUUCGGGAUGUUCUCGUUGCUUUUUAAGAAAGGGAAGUCAGGGUGCUGGGGGUUAGCCAUCCCAGGAAAUAAAAGCAAAAAUGCCUCUUCAUUCAGAAGAAGCUUUCUUCUUUUCCCUGCAAUCCAGCUGGGUAUCCAAGGGGAGGGCAAAACCAAUGAUCAGAACCAACCAUUUGGAAAAACCCAAUGGGGACGUUGUACCUGGUGGGACCUGGAGGUGGAAUUGGUUGGUUCUUUAUCCUCAAGGUCACUCUUGUUUUGUUUUGACUUGUUUUUGUGUUGGGGGAUUUGAUUUGUUUUUGGUCUGGAAAUCCAAAAUAGAAAAUCGGAUCUUUUAAGGCUCUGGAGGACAAAUCAGGUCCACAAUCCACAUCCCUGUAUGAGCAGUGGUCCAGCAAGGAGCACAAGAGUCUUCAGCCAAUAUCUAAGCGUGGGCAGCUUCCUUCAGGACUGUCUGAGGCCCCCAUGACCUCGAAUUCCCAAUCUCCAGAAUCCAGGGGCUAAGAUGGGGGCUGCAGAAACACGAAGACCAACUGCUUUACAGCCGGUCACAUUUUCUAUUGGCAGUGACUGAUUCAUGGGGAAAGGGCUUUGAAGGGACUGUUUCUGUGCACACGAAAGGUACGAACCUCGCAGGCCUUUAGAAGAACUUGAAUCAUCCAUGCGAGCCCAAUUCUGAAGACUCACAUGUCCCUUCCAAGACCUUCAGGAAGAGCAUGUUGGGUUCCUCUGUGUUCACACCCACUUCGCUGCAGCUGGGACGAGGUCACGACCUCAGGCUCCCUGUGGGACCUGUCCAAGGGUAGAGGCAAGCACCUUCACCAUUACACAGAUUGAGGAGACACUGGACUUUUUACCCAUUUUCUUGAAUCUUCAAUAUUAAUGUUGUGUUUACAUUGAUGAGAACAAGAGUCGUGCCCUACUCUCUACUGGGCUGUUUGUUCUGAGUUGCAAUGUGGCCGAGAAUGCUGCAUUCCAUAAAGGAGUACGGACUGUUUCUUCCCAUUCCCCUCCCACUCUUGUAAGAAGCUGCCGAGACACACUUCAGUGUAGAAAGCAAAAUCGAUAAACGACAACUUUACAUUUU